AUGGAGGACGACCUUUUGAACCAGAUGAUCAGCCGGAUGAGUGCCGAGAGCGGCAUGCCGCCGAAGGCGCUGAUGCAGCAACUCAUGAACGACCCAGAGGCGCUGCAGGCGUUUGCUCGGGAUUCGCCUGUGCAGAACCCACCUGCUCCACAUGAGUCUGAAAAGCGUGCAGACGGCAACGCAAAAUUCAAGGCGGGCGACUUGGAAGGCGCAAUUGCAGCUUACGAGAAGGCGCUUGAGGAUCCGGAGGAGGAUCGAUUGCCACUGCUCUCAAACGUUGGUCUCUGCCACCUAAAGCGGAAAGAGCCAGCCAAGGCGCUUGCGUUCCUUCGCGAAGCGAUGACGCUGACGGUGCGGCUUCACGCGUCACCAAAGAUCGCCACGAAAGCAGCCGCGCGGCGAUACGAGGCUGAAGUCUCACUCGGUGACAUCGCUGCUAUGCGUGCUGCGCUGGCCGACUUGCGCUAUUACACGCGCCAACCUGGCGGCAGCGUCACAGGCCUGUCCAACAUUCCCGACGCACCAGCCGAAGAGAAGGCAUUGCAGCUAAUCGUCGCGAUUGUCAAUGGUCAGCAGAACGACAGCGGCCUCUGGCAGAUUGAGCGUUUGCUCGAGGGUGUGCCGGCCGAAGCCUGCGACAAGCAUGGCAACAACCCACUCAGCCUCUCCGUCGAAGUCGCCUGUGCAACCACUGAUCGCGGAAGCAGCUUUGGCUUCAAGCUGGUGCAGAUGCUGCUGAAAGCCGGCACACCUCCCGACGUACGCCAGUCAGGCGGAAAGACGCCGCUGAUGGCGGCCGCCAACAAGGGUCGCGCGGACAUUUGUGGCCUGCUCCUGAAGGCAGGCGCGAGUGCGACGGCGACGGAUCGUGAGGGCUUCUCACCGCUGCACACCGCAUGUGUCGACCUGUCCGACCCUGACAAGGGACCGGCUUGGGUGGCGGACCACGAAGCUGUGGUGGCCAUGCUAUUGGCGCGCGGCGCGAAUGUGAAUGCGCAGAACGCAGGCGGCAUGAACGCGCUCAUGUACUGUGCGCAGCAGCUCCGCGGCACUCGCAAAGAAGAGACGGGCAUAGCCAAGCGGCUCAUCGAAGCCGGCGCAACGACCACAAUUCGUAUCAUGCCCGAGCACGCAAAGGUGGCAGAGACCUGUAUCGGCUUCCUGCCAAUUGGCUGUGUGGUGGAGCCCGACGCGCCAAUGCGUGCCCUAUUGACGGCGGCAGCAGCGGCUGAGGGUGCGGCAGCGGUGGAGAUCUAUGCUGACGACCGAAGGAUCGAAGAGUACCUCAGCUUUUCCGACGAGUAUAUCAAACCCGUGCAUAACAAGGGCGCGGAGGCGCUGAGGGCCGCGGGCGUUGAAGUGGACGACACGGACCCUCGGGCACUGCGCGCCGAGAACAAGACACCAGAGCAGCACAGGGCUUCGAUCCUACAAGAGACGCUGAAGGCCAUCGUGCUCGUCGGCCGCUUUGCCGGCCUCACGGAGGAGACCAUGUACGAUGUCGUCGACAACCCGCUACUCACGUCAUGGACGGGCCUUCAGUCGUUCAUUCCACGCAUCCUCCUCAAGCGAUGGCCACGAAAGGACGCCCCCUUGACCUAUGCAGAGCGCGGGGAGAUAUGUCGGCUCUGGGGCAAGCGGCAGGAGCGAGAGAUGCUCUCGCGAUGCCCGAGCACCAACGCACUCGUACCGUUCUUUGUGGUCAACCGCUCCCACCAGGACUGGCUAAGCAACUUCCAGCACCCUCUGCAGCAUACCUAUGCGUGCGCGAUCCCGAACAACGCCGCACUUGACGCCAUUUCCAGUCUCGGGAUGCCGCUGAUGGAGCUCGGCGCAGGCGCGGGCUAUUGGGGUGCGCUACUGCGCUCUCGUGGCGUCGAAUGCGUGCUGUACGAUCGCGCGCCACCAACAGCGGACGGCAACAAUGUGUACUUCCAUCGGCAAUUCACCGAGGUGCUGCUGGGUGACCACUCCAAGGCAGCGACGCACCCGGGCCACGCUCUGCUCCUCGUGUGGCCGUUCUCUGACGAGGAGGCGAAAUCUCCGUGGGCGCGCGACGUGGAGCCGUGGGACGUGCGAGCGCUGCGGCUCUACGGGGGCUCGACCGUUAUUCACGUUGGCGAGAUGGACGAGCAGGCCGAUGUCUGCACCACCUCGAAGCUCUUCAAGCAGCUGCUCACGGCCGCCUUCCGCCAGGUUCGGAGCAUCGACCUGCCGACUUGGCCUCACGGCAACGACGUGCUCACCAUCUGGAGGCGCGCCGGUGGUGCGGUCGCAGGCUGA
This is a messenger RNA of Emiliania huxleyi CCMP1516, 2283 nucleotides long. RefSeq lists its product as hypothetical. The coding region runs from base 1 to 2283 and encodes 760 amino acids. Lineage: Eukaryota; Haptophyta; Isochrysidales; Noelaerhabdaceae. Gene Ontology annotation, molecular function: protein binding. The transcript has a single exon. The record is from RefSeq and is a predicted model, not a curated record.